GUGAUCUGACACGGAAAUGGUCUCAGGCCGGAGAUAGGUCAGUCCCAUCGGUAGGUCUAUGGGCAAUUUUGUUAACAAACUUUUCUGUGACAGUAAAUCCUUAAAUAUUAGAAACUACAGUUCCCAGCCGGCUCAGCGACCUUUGUCGUGUUGUUGUGGUCUCUCUGAUACAGACAUGUCCGGCGGCAGCACACAGUGAGCUCCAGUUGCACUCAUCCCUCCUGGUAGAUUGAACGAGUGGAAGUGUCAUGCCAGUCCCAGCGAUGGCAGAGCCUGCGGUUGAUCACCAGAAACGGUUUCAGGCUGCCGUGGAUGUCAUUCAUAACCUCCCCAAAAAUGGCUCCUACCAGCCGUCCUAUGAGGUGAUGCUGCGCUUCUACAGUCUGUAUAAGCAGGCGGUGUGUGGACCCUGCACUGUGCCUCGACCCGGCUUCUGGGACCCAGUGGGUCGCUACAAAUGGGAUGCCUGGAGCCGGCUGGGAGAGAUGAGCAGAGAGAGUGCCAUGGCAGCAUACGUGGACGAGAUGAAGAAAGUAGCACAGGAGGUCAUCAACAACACACCCAUGAAUGAGAAGACGGCCUCUCUCUUCCACCACUUCGAGCCUCUCUACCUGGUGAUCGAUGACAUGCCACGACCUCCAGAGUCUCUGCUGGUGCUCAGAGAAGGUCUUAAAGGCAGUGAGCCAGCUGACAGACCAGCAGAGGUGAAGGUUGAAGAUGAGGAGCAGGAGGAGCCUCAAGAAGAUUGUUCUCUAUCAGAAGGUCCAGAUCCAGAGCAGGAGUUCAUCCUGACUGACGUUGUAGACCUCACUGCCAACACCAUCUCUAAUGACUCUGGUGUGUGUGAAGGUUUGGUGUUGACCAGCGACUCAGAGAGCGAGAUCUUCUGUGACUCAGUGGAUUCAGUGGAGCAACUCGGCAGCGUCAAGAUUCCACUCGUCAAGUCCAACGGCUUUCAGAACGGCCACGUAUCCCUGGAGUCAUCUCCGAUUCAGAGCCAGCAGCUGGAAGGUCGACUAGAGGUCAGACAGGUGGGAGCGGGUCAGGGUGGAGAAGGGGCGGACGACGGGAAGGGUCAGGGUCCCAACAGGAGGAGUCGAGACACAGGACGAGAAGGUUCCAACCACAACUGGAGAGAACGUGGUGUUCCUCAGGGCAGUCCGAGGCGGGGGGCCCCGGGCGGUGGCGGCGGCGGGGCCGGGCGUGGAGGAGGAGACGGUUCAGAGGGCGGGACAGAGAGGCUGCAUGACGCCCAGCUCCAGCAGCAGAUCAUCCUGGCCCUGAGGAGGCUGCGAGAGGACAUGAGGAGUGUGAUGGACAGGCUGGAGGUGGUGGAGCGACUCGCAGCCACACACGCUCAGGGUUCAGAGUGGAGACCAUGUCUGCAGUGUGCAGCCACAGCGUCACAACAGCAGGCGGAGAAGUGGUGGCCGUUUGACGUGUCCGGUCAGACCGUCGUCCUCUUCCUGCUGUGGCCGUUCGUGGCUCAGGGUGUGGUCUACCUGCUGAGGAAAGCCCAGAAGAGAAGUCGCAUAUCUUCAUGAAGCAAGCCGACCAGCACAUUCAACCACUGCCCCCCACAGGAAUCCAUCAUGUCUACAGGAGGAAGGAUUGAUUCCACUGUGAAUCCACAUCCUCCCUCACUGUGUGUGCACUGGACAGAGGGGGUGAUGUUUGUGGACUUGCUGUCUGCUUGGAGAGAUGUGUGUUUGGUUGUGAUGUAAAAGCUCAGGAUCCAGAAAUCCUCACAAAUCACUCACUGCAGCAAACCAGUCAUCAUUUAAAUUAUUCAAGUUGAUUCAUCAGCCGGCUUAUUUUGGGUAGCAGGAAUUGGAUACUGAACAUGAAAAAAGCUGAAUGUGUACUUGUACUGAUGAUGGAAAUACUUGGAUGAUAUUGUUAUAUCAUCCAAGUAAGUGAGGUUCACCUUUAUUCCUUUUCUAGUGGUUUUUGCUACAAUAAGCUCCAUGUCUUUUGUAAUAUACAGAAUAUUAUCGGUGUGAAAUGUAACAUAAUGUAUCAAAAGAAGCUUCUGUUUGUGCAGAAGUAAAACUACAGAUGGUCCCACUAAAACGUUGGAUGCUAAUUUAAUUGUAAUAAUGUCACCAUCUCUCUGAAAUGUCUAUAAAAUUACACUAAACUGUAAAUGUCAGCGGAUGUGACUGAGUGUUGAGGAGCAGCUGUGUAUCUCUGGUGCUCCAUCAUCUCUCCCGGCGUCUGUACAUCAUGAUAUCCGUUCUGAUGACAGUGGUACUAAUUAUUUCUCUAAUGUCGUGGAUCCAGUCAUCAGACUGUUGCUGCUGCUGACUGUGACUCCUGGUGGAACCUGAUGGUACUGAAUUGAUGAGUGUAACUGAAGCCAUUGUCACUAAAUGAAGAAGAACUGUUGUGAAACUGCCCUAUAAUGAUCAGUCAUGUGUUAAACUGACGCAUGAGCUCCAAUUAAAAAUAUAUAU
Molecule: messenger RNA, 2456 nt
Organism: Thunnus maccoyii (southern bluefin tuna)
Lineage: Eukaryota; Metazoa; Chordata; Actinopteri; Scombriformes; Scombridae
Gene: acbd4
Product: acyl-CoA binding domain containing 4
Exons: 11
Coding region: 249-1544 (431 amino acids)
Biological process (GO): autophagy of peroxisome; fatty acid metabolic process
Molecular function (GO): fatty-acyl-CoA binding
Source: RefSeq, a predicted model, not a curated record